Molecule: messenger RNA, 1334 nt
Organism: Gracilinanus agilis (Agile Gracile Mouse Opossum)
Lineage: Eukaryota; Metazoa; Chordata; Mammalia; Didelphimorphia; Didelphidae
Product: cell adhesion molecule 4-like
Exons: 7
Coding region: 1-954 (317 amino acids)
Biological process (GO): regulation of wound healing; negative regulation of peptidyl-tyrosine phosphorylation; regulation of Rac protein signal transduction
Cellular component (GO): cell-cell contact zone
Molecular function (GO): vascular endothelial growth factor receptor 2 binding
Source: RefSeq, a predicted model, not a curated record
AUGGGGGCCCCACAGCGCAAAGACCCAUCGAUGGUAGCUGGAGCAUCCUGUGUGAGCAAAGUGACAAAGCCCUGGUUUGGACAGACUCCAGUCAAGGGCAGGGGUUCACCUGCAUCCCCACUCAGCUCCCCUCUUCCUUCCUCUGUUGCAGUGGCCCCGGAGAACCCCAUAGUGGAGGGUCGGGAGCAGGCUGUGGAGGGCGGCGAGGUGGAGCUGAGCUGUGUGGUACCUCGAUCCCGACCUCCGGCCAUGCUGCGCUGGUACCGGGACAGAAAAGAACUCCGAGGUGUGGACAGCCGGCAGGAGAACGGAAAGGUGUGGAGUGUGGCCAGCACAGUGCGCUUCCAAGUGGACCGGAAGGAUGAUGGCGGCAUCGUGACCUGUGAAGCUCAAAAUGCAGCCCUUCCUCCGGGCCACAGCAAGCAGACCCAGUACGUGCUGGACGUCCAGUACUCCCCCACCGCCCGGAUCCACGCCUCCCAGGCUGUGGUGAGGGAGGGAGACACCCUGGUGUUGACCUGUGCUGUCACAGGAAACCCCAGGCCCGGACAGAUCCGGUGGAGCCGGGGGAACGAGUCGCUCCCCGAGCGGGCAGAGGCGGUGGGAGAGACGCUCACCCUCCCUGGCCUCACCUCCCUAGACAACGGCACCUAUACUUGUGAGGCCGGGAACAAGCACGGCCAAGCGCGAGCUCUCUACGUCCUGGUGGUCUACGACCCCGGCGCCGUGGUGGAGGCCCAGACCUCAGUGCCCUAUGCUAUCGUGGGGGGAAUCUUGGCGCUGCUCGUCUUUCUCAUCAUCUGUGUCCUGGUGGGCAUGGUCUGGUGCUCCGUGCGGCAGAAGGGCUCCUAUCUCACCCACGAGGCCAGUGGACUGGACGAGCAAGGGGAGGCCCGCGAGGCCUUCCUCAAUGGGGGCGAUGGACAUAAGCGCAAAGAGGAAUUUUUCAUCUGACCCUUCCCCGGACCUCCAGCCCUGGCCCUGGCCCAGGCUCGGUCUCACCAGUCCAGAAUGGAACCAGCAAAGACUCUGACCUGGGGCAAGGGCCACUUGGAAGUCUUCCCCACCUAACAUCCAGCAAGACAGGGAAGGCGGACACCUGGGCCCUGGGAGGGAGGUUAGGGUUGGGGGCCCGAUGUGAGAUGCCUAAGGGGGUGGGGAACGGGGAGUCAGGACACCUGGGUCCCCAAAGGGGCAGGGACUGGGAAUCCGGGUGUCUUGACUCCCUCAGGGUAGGGGCUGGAGGAUAAGAAUACUUGAGGCCUGAGAAGGAAAAGGAGACCUGGAGACCUGGGUCUCUGACGGGCCAGGGGCUGGACGUUUGGGUCCAGGGU